Colletotrichum gloeosporioides is the source of this 1548-nucleotide messenger RNA. RefSeq names its product Inositol transporter 1. Gene Ontology annotation, molecular function: carbohydrate:proton symporter activity. Gene Ontology annotation, biological process: carbohydrate transport; transmembrane transport. Gene Ontology annotation, cellular component: membrane. The coding region runs from base 1 to 1548 and encodes 515 amino acids. The record is from RefSeq and is a predicted model, not a curated record. The transcript is spliced from 3 exons. Lineage: Eukaryota; Fungi; Ascomycota; Sordariomycetes; Glomerellales; Glomerellaceae.
AUGUCUCCUAAACGAAUUCCAAAGUACGUCGUCGCUUCCUUGGCCAUCUCACUUGGGGGGCUUGUGAAUGGCCUCGACACAGGCUCUAUCGGAGCGAUAACAGCCAUGUCUCAAUUCAAAGAGUCGAUAGGGAACUUGAGCCCCUUUCUCGUUGGUUUCACAGUCUCACUCAUAAUGCUUACGGGGGCCGUUCCGUCCGUCUUGACCGGGUAUCUCGCAGACAGGUUCGGACGCCUGAAAUUGAACACUGCGGGAGCUAUCUUAUUCGGAAUCGGAGUAUUGCUCCAGGGUACAGCAUACACGCUGCCGCACUUCAUGUUUGGAAGGGGUUUGGCUGGCCUUGGCGAGGGAGUCUUUCUGGCCAACUUGAGCGUCUAUAUCUGCGAAAUCUCCCCCGCCAGAUCCAGGGGUAUGUUGGCUGCGCUCCCUCAGUUCAUGUCGACCGCGGGAGUCUGUGUUGGAUACUUUGCCGCCUACGGGACCGUCAAUAUCGAUUCGAGCUUGUCCUGGCGGCUGCCCUAUGUAAUUCAAGGUGUUUGCGCCGUCUUGUUCGGAGUCGGCAGCCUCGUCCUCCCCGAAUCACCGAGGUGGUUGCUACUUCACGGCCGUCGAGCUGACGCCAUGCGCGCUCUCGAACGACUCGACUUUUCCAGAGCCGAAGCUGAGCGGGACUUUCUCUCUACUUCGCAAUCAGAGCAAAAGCCUAGUCUUUCUCCAUGGCAGAGCUUUACCCUGCUGUUCAGGAAAGGAUACCGUACCAGGACAACCCUGGCCAUCUUCAUUCUCGGCAUGAUCCAGCUGUCUGGCAUCGACGGCGUUGUCUACGUGAUACGCACCGAUUCUAUUCGCGCGAGCUGGUCUCCCAGGAGAAACCGCCGCCUUCUUAGCCUCGGGGCUGUCCGCGAUUUUCUGAUGCUAGCCGUCUCCGUUCCGGCGUUCUUGCUCGCCGAUAAAUGGGGUCGGCGGACCUCAGCCAUCUCAGGGGGCGUCGGCCUCACAUGCUGCAUGCUGUUAAUGGGCAUACUGUACGCUGCUGGGGUCGUCCAUCCAUACGGGGCCGCCCGAUGGGUCGUCAUCAUCUGUGUGUUCGCUUUCGGCCUCACGUAUUCCGCGACAUGGAACAUUGUCGGCAAAGUCUACGCCAGCGAGAUCCAGCCAGGGAACACCCGCGCCGCAGCAAAUUGUGUGGGGACGGGUGUCAACUUUCUUUGCAACUGGAUCGUUGCCAUGAUCACCCCUAUCCUCCUCGAAAAGUCCGCCUUUGGAGCUUACUUCCUCUUCGCCGGUCUGGCCUUGGGUACUACCGCUGUUCUGGCAGCUUACAUGCCUGAGACACGCGGUCGGUCACUGGAAAGUAUCCAAGAAGCCUUCCAUCGGCCUCCGUUCAAGGGCCUGGAUCACUACUUGGGACGUAUGAAACCCCGCCACCGAAGGUCCGUCCGGGAGGAAGACCCCACCGGCUCCAGUGUGGAGCUCGGCCCGUCCGGUCGGUCGGCCGCGAGCAGUGUGGUCGCUUCGAGCGGGCUACGGCUUGACGUUUCAACGUAG